Closterium sp. NIES-67 is the source of this 2485-nucleotide messenger RNA. Lineage: Eukaryota; Viridiplantae; Streptophyta; Zygnematophyceae; Desmidiales; Closteriaceae. The record is from the annotation of a GenBank genome assembly.
GCGCAACACGAUUCGGUCGCCACGCGCUGCACGCCACGGCCAUCUGGAGCUGCGGGCCUGAACAACUCUCGACACCGAUUGCUACCGCGCCACUUUCUCCCACGCGAGCCCGUCGUGGCGCGCCGUGUGCGUGCAGCAGCAGCGCGCAGCAAGCCGCCCCGAUUGGAACGCUGGAGUGACGCCCACCUGGUCGCAGACAGGCACUCUCGCAUCUGACACCGCCGCAUCUCUUUUCCCCGUGAACGCGGAAGCCGCCGCCUGUCCGCGCGAGUGCGGCAGGCACCAUUCUCGUCGUGGCGUGCCGCCCACCGCGCUUCCAUGGCCCUGCCGGCCUUCCCUGGCCGCCACGAUGUCCCCGCCGCCAUGACCACUCUCUCCUGGGACGCGCACGACGAGGCGGCGCCGCCCUCAGCGCUGAAGAUGCUCCGCGGCUACCUGCUGCGCAUCCGCCACGCCGGCACGCUGCCAGUGCGCUUUGACCCCUACAGGCGCGCCGGUGGGGACGGGGGGAUGGCUGGGGGGGUGGGGGGGAUGAUGGGGGGAGAGGGCGGAGGGGGAGGAGGAAGGGGCGGCGGGGAGGAGGCGUGGGGCGAGGACGUGGUGGGGCUGUUCCAGCAGCUGCAUGAGGAACAUGCGAGGAACAUUCCUCUAGACCUGCUGUCACCUCUCUCUCACAGCCCUACGUCUCUCGACAUACUCACGCUCUACCGCAAGAUAGUGUGCUCCAAACGAGGGGGCUCCUGCUAUGAGUCCAACGUGCUCUUCGCGUGGCUGCUGCGCCAUCAUCUGGGCUGCCAGGUGGACCUCCUGCAGGCGCUCUCCUGCCGCUCCCUCCACUCCCACUCCCACCCGCACCAACCCCUGCCUUCCUCCUCCACCCCCUCCUCUCGUCCCGCUGCUGCUGCACCCUCUCCCACUUCAACUGCUGCAGUGGUGCCUGCUACAACCGCAUCCCCUGGUCCUCCCGCGCCCUGCUCGCCUCCAAGUGCACGGCUCUCGAGUGCUGCUGACUCAGCGCGGCAGCAUGUCCAGUCAGUCUGUGCACCGUCCUCGUCAGCAAGAGCGCAGCUGCCCGAUCAUAUGUGUCUGCUGGUUCACGUCAACGGCAUGGCAUGGCUUGCUGACGUCAGCACGCCCUGCUGCCCCCACAGCGUUGUGCCACAUGGCAUGUUCCUGGAGCCGCUGCUGUUCCAACCAGGCAUCCAUCAGCACCAAGACGCAGGAGUGUUCAGAAUCUCCCCAUGCCCGCCGCCCACGCCCUCGCACCCACCAAGGGGCAUUCAACCAAUGCACUGUACGAAGGAAGCUGCUGCUGCUGCUGCUGCUGCUGCUGCUGCUGCUGCUACUGCUACUGCUACUGCUGGUGGUGCUUCUGGUGCUGGCGCUGCUGCUGCCAGCAUUCCUGGCGCUGGUGGUGGGGCCAGCAGUGGCAUGCAGGGGCAGGGGUGGGAUGGAGGGGCGGCAGGUGCAUGCAGGGUGGCGUGUGCCUCUGCAGCAGGCACAGGGGAGGAAACGAGAGCAGCAGACGCAAGCACUGAGAGAUGGGCAGCAGGACAUGCAGAGGGGGGAAGGGACACUGCUGCCUUGGAGGACCAACUAGAUGAUGAUGAUUUCUACAGGGAUGAUGGUGAUGGGCAAGGAAUACGGUGCUCACCUAGUAUGGAGCGCGCAGGAGGAGGGGCAGCAGCACCAAGGGUAGAUGGCAGCUGGUAUGUGGUGGAGCGGCUGUGCCUAGUGACCCCCUGUGAAAGAGACCAUCGCUGGACCGCAGCGCAUGGCGAGUGGGACGCACGGGGGGAGGCGCACUGGCAGCCUCUGUACCGCUUCUCCUCGUGGCCGCAUGACUCUUCCCACUUCCAACAGCUGUGCUCUCGCCACCGCGCGCACCUGGACCCGCCCUUCCACGGCCCAGCCCUGUACGGCACGCGCGUGGCGGUGCGCGUGCGCAGCGAGGAGGAGGGCGCGGGGCGCGAGAUGAUUCGCGACCGGGAGGUGGUGCUGGUGGAUGGAGAGGGGCGAAUUCAGAGCCGGCAGCACGUGGCGACGGAUGAGGAGUUCAGCGACGUGGCGAGAGGGCGGUUCGGCAUCAAGCUGCACGGGGUCGAUGUGCGGGCUGUGCCACCCGUGGACAGGGAGCCGCCACUUGGCAACGCGUGGUUGGCCAGCGAGUAAUUGGAGGAGGCAGAAGAUGUCUGUUGUGAUGGCCGGCCCAUCUGGGUGCCAUCCACACAUGUGCUGAUAUGUCCUACUUGUUGUGAUAGAAUCGUACUUAAGCAUUUCUGUAAGUUGUUCCGAUACUGUAGUUACCAUCCGUAGAAUGACGUCAGCAAAUAGCACUCGUCUGGAUGAUUACGUCAGCAAGCCGUUUCAGUCACGCGAACAGUCGCGCUCUUUUCAGUAGCGGUUAGAGCGCAUAGCGCAAAUAGCUCGAACAUGCACAUCACCGAAUAGGUACUUCUAGUAGAUAUAAAAGUAGCUUAUACAA